AUGCAGCAUGUCGAAGUCCAAACUUUAAUGUCCUUGCCCCCUUGGCAGGCAGACCGACGGCUUCAUUCCCAAACGGAAGAGCUGAUGCGGCAGAGAGAAAGGCUACUACAGGAGAGGACUGCGCUUGAGCAACAAGCGGAAGAGCAUAGGCGUGAGGUCCAAGCGCUUAGCCUCGCCCUCAAGAAGUUCCUUCCGGCCAUUCAGAACGCGAAGGCACCCCCAGAUUGGCUGCUGAAGCAGGAGCUCUCAGUGGCUGAGCAGGAGGUGCAGGCCUACCAACACCAGCAAGACACAGUUGGCAUGGGCCUUCUUGAUGCUCAAAGAGAGCAGAAGGCAGCCACGCUGGAGUUGGAGCAGUGCCGCCGGCUUCUGUCCAGCACCGCUGAGCAACAGGAACUAUGCAGCAAGCAGGCCCUCCUGCUUCGCUGCAGAGCUGUCAAGGCGAGGUUUUGCCAGACCUUCGUCUGUGCCCUGCAGGAGCUGAAAUUUCGCGAUGCAACUCGAGAGCUUGCAGAAGAGGCAGCAGUAGCAAAACGCGAGGAGGCAGCUGCCAGGGAGGAGGCAGCGGCACAGAAGCAGUUGCACGCAGAGCGUUCUGCGGCGCUGCGCAAGCUGCAGGUUGCAAAGGCCGAGCAGCUUCGCCAACUUCGGGAACUCGAGGCUGCCGUGGUUCGAUCCCGAGGGGAUUUGUCGGUGGAGAAGGCUGCUCGCAAGGCAUUGAGUGCAGAUCUUGAAGUCCGAUGUGGACGUUUGCGUGCCGAAUUGGAGGAGCAUGCAGCGCUUCGCUUCGAAGCAACAGCCGAGCGUGCCGUCCAGGAGGCUGAGAAUGCUCAGCUGGAGGCCAGCGCUGCGCGUUUUGCACUGCAGCUUCAAGCUGAUGAGGAAGCAAGAGCACAGAUGGAAGCCAAGCUGCUGUCCAGCAUGCAGCUUGCCGAGCGCCAGCAGUAUGAGCUGCAGGCUCAGGACGCUGAAGAUCUGCCUGCCUUGGCCAGAAGAGUCAUGAGGGGAUACCUCGGUACAGGGGUCGCUUAG
Symbiodinium sp. CCMP2592 is the source of this 1032-nucleotide messenger RNA. Lineage: Eukaryota; Dinophyceae; Suessiales; Symbiodiniaceae. The record is from the annotation of a GenBank genome assembly.